Molecule: messenger RNA, 1328 nt
Organism: Epinephelus moara (kelp grouper)
Lineage: Eukaryota; Metazoa; Chordata; Actinopteri; Perciformes; Serranidae
Gene: rad51d
Product: RAD51 paralog D
Exons: 10
Coding region: 296-1297 (333 amino acids)
Biological process (GO): reciprocal meiotic recombination; telomere maintenance; double-strand break repair via homologous recombination
Cellular component (GO): centrosome; Rad51B-Rad51C-Rad51D-XRCC2 complex; replication fork
Molecular function (GO): ATP-dependent DNA damage sensor activity; single-stranded DNA binding; ATP binding
Source: RefSeq, a predicted model, not a curated record
UGACGGAAGGAAGCGUGUUCUGCUGUGGUGUCAGUGAAGCAAGUCGAAAAAGUUUUGUAAAAACGUUAGUUUGUUAUAAGUAAAUAUUGCCAGAGUUUUGUCGUCGUGAACUUUAGAAAGUGAACUCCAGAAAGUCAUUCAUUCGAUCUUUACCGGACACUGAGGCAGAAAAGUUAGCUUUGUAAGUUAGCUGCAAAGCUAAAAACAACGGUAGCUAACGGCGUCUGUAAAAAGAGCUAGCUUCAUUACUUUCUCUCAGAGUUACACGUUGACUGUCACUUAACAAUGCAAAACCAUGGUGGUCUUAAGAGAGGGAAUGUGUCCGGGACUGGAUGCGGAUUUACUGCUUGACCUGCGCGCUGCUGAUAUUAAAACAGUGGAGGACGUGGUGUCAUCUGACAUUGAGGAACUUGCUCAGAGAUGCUCUGUGUCAUAUAAGGCUCUGUUUGCCAUCCGCCGAGUGCUGCUGGCCCAACACACAGCUUUCCCCGUGUCAGGCGCUGAUCUGUAUGAAGAACUAUUGAGCUCAACAGCCAUCCUCUCCACUGGAAAUCCCAGCUUAGAUAAACUGCUGGAUUCAGGCUUGUAUACUGGAGAGAUAACAGAGCUGUCAGGAGGCCCAGGAAGUGGCAAAUCUCAGGUGUGUUUCGGAGUCGCUGUGCACAUUUCUUACCGGCUAAAACAGAGUGUAGUAUUCAUCGAUACGACAGGGGGGCUGACUGCCAGCCGCUUGCUUCAAAUGCUAAAAGCUGAAACAAGUAACUCAGAGGAGCAGAUGGAAGCUCUCCAGAGGAUCCAUAUCUACCGUUUGUUUAACGUCUUCUCUUUACUCGACUGUCUGUACAGCCUUCGCGGUGGCGGGCUUCAGCAGGUGUGUGUUGGCGGUGGCUCUGUGAAGGCAGUGAUCGUGGACUCAGUGUCAGCUGUUAUCUCUCCUCUACUGGGAGGCAAACAGAAUGAAGGCAUGUCCUUGAUGAUACAAGUGGCAGGAGUUCUUAAGACAAUGGCAAAGGACUUCAAUGUUGCUGCUUUGGUUACAAAUCAUGUGACGAGAAGUGGUAGCGGGGAGGUGCAGCCAGGCCUCGGUGUGUCGUGGAGUCACAUCCCCAGAACCAGGAUCCUGUUGGAGCGAGUAGAGAGGGCUGCAGCCGUCAGCCACUCCACUCUGCGCUCUGCAACGUUGAUCAAGUCUUCCAGACAGCCUUGUCACAUCAAAGAAGACUUUGACUUGCAGUGGUGGAGUCGCUCCGCAGAAGGAUCCUCAGGAAAGAGAAAACUGGAUGAGACUGAUUCCUGACGAGAGCCAACUAUAAUCCUAUGACCAAAGG